This is a messenger RNA of Solea senegalensis (Senegalese sole), 2647 nucleotides long. RefSeq names its product ras guanine nucleotide exchange factor F (gene klhdc3l). Bases 82 to 1392 code for a protein of 436 amino acids. Gene Ontology annotation, molecular function: protein binding. Lineage: Eukaryota; Metazoa; Chordata; Actinopteri; Pleuronectiformes; Soleidae. The record is from RefSeq and is a predicted model, not a curated record. The transcript has 8 exons. Gene Ontology annotation, cellular component: Golgi apparatus.
AGUAAAUAUACAUACACACACGCAAGCAGCAGGCGAAGAGGAGCACUGUGGGUCACAAAAAUGGUCCAGUAGGAGAGGAAGAUGCCUGUUACGAGUCAGAGCAGUCCCUGUCUGUGGACGCAGAUCCCUCAGAGUGGCCGGUCGCCAUGUGACCGCUACAAGCACGCCUGCUGCAGCUAUGAUGGACAUGUUUAUGUCCUGGGAGGCAGAGAAAACAGCUGUGUGAAGGACCUCUGGAGGUACAGUGUAGUAUGUAACGAGUGGACAGAGUUGAGCUGCAAUGGUGAAGCUGCACCAGAAGAGCUAGAGGAACAUUCUAUGGUGGCGUAUGAGGGCUUCCUCUAUGUGUUCGGUGGCAUGUUGGAUUCUGCAUACACCAAGUACAAAUGUGCCCUGUGGGUGUUUGACAUUGGGAAGCAGAAGUGGACUCCUUGCCAGGGAAAGACAAGCUCCCCUCAGAGGCAAAUGCCAACCAACAGAAAAGGACACAGUGCUGUGGUGGUUGGCUCUGCCAUGCUGGUGUAUGGAGGUCUCGUGGACAUGAAGGGGUCUUCACAGGACUUUUGGAGUUUGGAUUUUGACACUAUGACUUGGUCUCUGCUGAGUACAUUGCCGCAGAAUUCGCUAGGCCCCGGACCCAGACACAGUCACUCAGCCAUGGUCUACCAGGACUGCAUGUACCUGUUUGGGGGCCUGAAAGGCCUGCGUGAGCAGAGAGACUUCUGGAAAUGGAAUUCAAGCAACCAAAUAUGGAGUUCCCUUAGAACCAAGUCUGGUCCCACGAGGCUGAUGGGUCACUCAGCUGUGGCCUACAAAGACAGCAUGCUUCUCUUUGGUGGUGGCUUGAGCCAGAGCAGUCCAAAGAACAGUCUGUGGAGGUACAGCUUCAGCACUCAGACCUGGAGCCAGGUCGCUACACUCCCGGGCUCCAGCGCCCCAGACAAGAUCCACCACUGCUGUGCUGGACUUGGUCCUAGCUACAUGUUGGACACAAGCAGCCCGUCGUCCAGCUCUGGAUGCCAAGCGAAGCAACUCAGGCCCUUCAAGAACAAGUGUUUCCCAGCAUCGCUAACUUAUCUAGGAUCAGAGGGAGGCAUAGAGCUGGAGACAUUUAGCAUGGAGAAGUGCUACAGCAGCAAAACACUCCAAGCAGCCUCAAAGCUGGACAGAGAGGUUUUGAUGGGAAACGAGGAACAACGGAUUAGCUACUGUUUGACUUUUGAGAACAAAGCAUUCAGUAAACAGUGGAGCUGCACAGAGGAAGAUCUGCUCAACCAGGAGGACAGCGAUAUCGUCCAGCACCUGCCUGAUAUGCUGCUGGUCCUCGGAGGAAGACCCUGCACCAGUCAUGGCCCCAUAUCCAUGUGGCAGAUGACUCUUACUGACUCAUAGCAAACUGGGAGAAAGACAACUUUUUUUCAUGUAAGCUGAUGAAAAAAACAAAACAGUGUUAUAGUCUCACUUUGUUUACCUACGCUCUUGUAAAUAAUCAAAUAACUGAAUAUAUUUCUAUAUACUUGUGCAGUCGAUUAUGAAUGAUGUAUUUCUAACACUUAUCUUUUUUGUAGUUCUUAAAUAAAGCUUUAGAGCAGUAUGUUCUAAUAAGUGCAUGUAAUUAAUAAUGGAUCAGAUGCCUCCACUUCCUGCCAUUGUAGUCAAACUAUGCCAAAAUACUGCAGAAACAUGCUCUACCAUCCAGUAAUGAUCAUCUAGUGCUGAUACACACACUCUUGACCAUCAUGAGUCAGGUCUUAGCUGUCAAACGUGUUGUAUCACCCUGUUUUUAUUGCACUAAACAACCAAACAUGAAGACUUGAGCGUACAUCAUGAUGGCAAAACACACUUAAAAUGGCAGAAACUGUAUUUGAGCAAGAAAUGUUAAAGCUACUCUCAGUGAUGUUGUCCUUUGGCUAACCUCCUGUCCAUUUCUACCAUUAGCACAACCCUCCCUAUGUCAAUCAUGAGCAUGGUUGGUGAGUGGCUAGGGCAUUUAUUAGUUGUAUAAAUGUAUAGUUUCGGACAGUUCUGAAUCAGUGAUGUUUACUACCAAUUUAAUGUAGAGAGACAAUGGACAAACACAGUACAUAGAGAGGUAUGUGACAUAGAAAGAUGAAGCGAUAAAUACAGUAAAACACAAAAUAAAACAACACAAAACCAGGCAGAAAAAACACCACUAACAUUUGGGAGUUUGGUUUAUAGGGUUUGGGUGCUUUUCAGUUUUGUAAGAGAGAACUUGUCUAUAGUUAUUUGAAUUGUUUGGUUUUGUUUAAUUUAAUAUUAUUUUUUUAACAUAUGGUACAAACCAAAAGGUGAAGUUCUGAAAAUAUGGUUAAAGACUUUAUCUCCACAACUCUAUCGGCUCUAAGUUUGGCAGACAAAACACAGGAAAGAUGCUCCCACACACACACACACACACACACACACACGGCUGAAGAACUGUGACUUCUCACAUGAGGAUUCCCUGCUAUAUUUGCAGCUGUAGCAGCAGUGAAGGAUAUCUAUGCCCUCUAGUGUCUUACACACGCAACAACAGUUAUGUCCGCACUGCUACUACUCACUUAUUGACUUAUUCCCCUUUCAUGCUCUCUCUUGAAGCAAUCUAACCAAGACAUGUGAAAAACAAUACAAAAUAAGAAUAAAAAAAACA